AUGGAUGGGUAUGAAAUGCCGAAAGAGGCUCCAUCUUGGUGGAAAAACGUAGAACGAAUAGGCUUUUAUGAGCAACCACAAAAUGUACCUUUGCGAACAUUAACAAGUCCAUUGCGUACUCCAUCUGAGCAUCGAACGGGUGUUCAGUUCAGAAGUUCAAUUCAAAUCAAAGAAAUUCCAAACGGACAUGAUGAAGAAUACGUGGAGACGUGGGAGCCAAGCAUGGAUAAAGUAGUUUUGGGUAAGCCAGUACAAAAAUCAAUAAAGAAAUUUAUCGUUGUUGGUUUUAUUAUUGGUUCAAUUCUACUUAUUGGAGCAGCGAUAGGAAUUGGCACUGGUCUAGUUCUAUCUCAGAAAGUAUCAACAACGGCGGAUAAUUCUUUGACCUAUAAUGCUAUUUGUACCGUGAACUCACAGCAGUUUUUGGCUGAAUAUACAAAAACCAUUCGUUCAUUAAGCUGGCAUCAAUAUAAUGCUGAUUUAUUAGUAGUUGUAGCAGAUGAGAUUCCGGGUAUUAUAAUAUGGAAUGUUGAACAACAAAAAUCAAUUCAAAAAUUAUAUGUUAAUGGCAAUAUUGAAUUUAUUGAUUGGAAUGAAGAAAAUGAUAUUACAUUUAUUUUGAACGAGAUUAAUGUCUAUCGAUGGCAUGUUGAUCAUGGAGACAAAUAUGAUCCACUGCCUGGUGCACAAAAUUUUAAAAGUUCAGUAACAUCACUCAGUUUUCAUAGAAAAGUAUUACGUAAAUUUGCAUGUGGACAUGCUGACGGAUCAAUAUCGAUAUUCAGUGCGGAUACUCAAAAACGACAUAUUCUAAUUGGUGAAAAUAUUUCAUCUGAAAUAACUGCACCAGAUUCUGUUUCUCAAUUAGAUUGGGAUCCAUUAAGCAUGAAUUAUCUUCUGAUACUGAAAAAAAUCAGUGGUAUAACCUUAUUCGAUGCAGAAACAUUGACUAUCAUUAAUACAUUUGAAUUACCACGUUCAUCUGCUAAAAUUAGAUCAUUACAAUGGUUGCCAGACGCACCAGGACUGUUCAUCACCGGAGAUACAGAUAAUGGCGUAUUACGAAUAUGGACGGCAUCACAAGCAACAUCACUUGAAAGCAUUACAAUUAAAAAAUCUGGAUUUCAUGCGUUUUUAGCAUUUAUUCGUGAAACUGUAGAAACAACAGAUAUUACUCCGGUAAAAUCACUAAAAAAACAGAAGAAGAUUCAUUAUCCAAAAGUACAAAUUUUGUGUGCUUUUUCUGAUGGUGGCAUCGGUGUGUAUGAAUUACAGAAAAAAAGUUGGAUGUUUUUGCGAGAUGAAGGACACGUAGAAACAAUAUUUGACUGUCGAUUUCAUUCAACGGAUCCUGAUAAACUAGCAACUGCAAGUUUUGAUGGCACAGUCAAAGUUUGGGAUAUAAGUACGAUGACUUCUAUUUCAACUUCUCCCGGUAAUGAAGGAAUUAUUUACAAUAUAUCAUGGAUGCCCGGUCACAAUUUGAUCGCUGCUGCUACGUGUAAAAACGGUGUUUGGCUUUAUGAUACGGAUCAAGGAAAAGUUAUCAAACGUUUUGUUGAGGUAUGCAAUCAUGCAAAAAUACGAGUUUAUUAUACCAAAGCAUCGCAUCCAACACCGUUAAAAAUAUUCUCAGGACAUGAGGCAAAAGUUUUUCGUGUACGAUGGUCACCUAUUCGUGAUGGUUAUCUUUGUUCAGGUUCAGACGAUAAUUCAAUUCGCAUUUGGGAUUAUCGUAAAGAUGAGUGUAUUGGUAAACUUUGUCGUCAUAAGCAGCCGGUGAGAGGAUUAGUUUGGCAUCCGGAAAUAGCCCAUCUGUUAAUAUCAGGUUCUUGGGAUUCAACUAUUAGAGUGUGGGACAUCGAAACACUGACAUGUUUAGAAACCAUUUAUGAUCAUCAAGCAGAUGUCUAUGGUCUUCAUAUCCAUCGUGCACGACCAUUUUUAAUGAUCAGUUCAUCUCGAGAUUCAACGCUACGCUUUUGGAGUUUAAGUCGAUACGGAGAAGUAUUAUAUUCAACAUUAUUAAUAAAAAAAUCAUUGAAAUCGAUAAUUUUACCGCUAGAAGAUAAAUCAGAUACAACCCAUUGCCCGUUAUUAAGUGGAACAUAUUCCAGAGAAAUUUUAUUAAAAUAUGAAAACACUGAUUGGUCAACUCUGAUACGAAUAAUGUCCGAAUAUUUUUCAAUAUCCCAUGGCGUUGCAAAUUUAUGGAUGCUAGUCGAUGUUAUAAACGGAAUGGAUGCACAAUUAUUACCCGAAAAAUAUCGAUAUGGAAUUGUUCAUUCAAGUCAUUUAAUAAAGUUCAAAAAUGGAGAAGCUUUUGAACGGGAAAGAAAAAAAGAUGUUUAUACUGGAUUAACAAGUUUAAAACGAGAACAACGAUUAAGUGAUGCUGCUGAUGCACAUAUUAAAAUCGGAAAUAUUCAACGAUAUUGUGAAAUUAUGAUUGAACUUGGAGAAUGGGAUAGAGCUCUGGCACUAGCACCUGCUGUAUCGUAUAAUUAUUGGCAAGACCUUUUGCAAAAACAUAUUUUAUAUUUAAAAGAACGCGAAGAUUCAUCAUUGAUUCCUUAUUGUAUUGCAGCUGGUGAUAUUAAUACAUUGUUACCAUUUUUUAUGGAUAGAGGACGAUUAAGUGACGCUGUUAUUUCAACUACUGCCUAUAAUGAUGGAUCUAUCAAACGAUUAUCAAUACAGCAAGAAUAUGAUACAACAAAUGAAAAUUAUAGCAUCAAUUCGAGUUUAUGCGCAAAAGCCUAUGAAGAACUUGCCAAUUGGUAUUUUUUUUGUGGUAAACCAAUAAGAGCAGCUUGUUGUCAUUUAGCAGUUAAUGAUGGACGGAAAGCACUCUCGAAACUAUUAAGAUGUGGUUUACUCGAGUUAGCGGUAUGUCUUGGUGAAUAUCUUUCAGAUAUCAAUGAAAUCAAUUGUCUAUCAAAAUACUAUCUGGCAAAGCGAUCAUUGAAUAGUGGGAAUAUCGAUAUUGCGAUCGAACUAUUAAAAUCUAUCUCAGAUCCGAUAUAUCUAUUACGUAUUUGUGCCGAAUAUGAUCUAUAUGAAAAAGCUAAUCUACCAUCUUCAACAGAAUAUGAAUUACUAGCGGAAGAAUUAUUACAUAUUGAAGGAAAAGAAUGUGAAACAAUUUUAUACUAUUUUUUAGCACAAAAACCGGCAAUUGGAAUUGAAAUUGCUUUCAAUUACAUCAAUGAAUGUUUAAGAAAUGAAUCAUGGAAAUUAAAAGAUGUAGAAAAAAUGAUAGAAUGUUUGGGAAGCAUUAAUGCAUCUGCACUUACCACUUGUACGGACUACAUAUCGGAUAUUCAAUUUAUUUGUGCAUAUAUCGGUGUGUUUAAAGCAAUAUCAUAUGGAUAUAAUAGCAUAGUACCAUUACUAUUUCAAACAUCUCUGAAACAUUUACGAAAUAGUAUUCAUUUUUCAAUUAUCACUCCAGAACAGAUUGAAAAAGAAGCAAAUGCAUGGCUUUUAUGGGAUAAUAAUUUAAACAGUACUAAACAAGGAACAAGAAUCAAUAGUGUACUAGAAGGUUUAUUUAAAAAAUGUCAUUCAAAAGAACGAUUAAUUGUUGAAUAUGGACAAGAUGUUCUAUUAGGCUCAUCUUUACCAUCAAAAUCAUCGAAAUUAAUUCGAGCAUCGGAUGAACCUCAAUCUUACAUGUCAAAUAAUGACAUUUCCAUGUGGGCUAAAGUUCAAAUAGCCAAUUUUAAAGCUAAAUUAUCAAAAGUUCGUACAUUAAAACAAGCUUUAGCUGUUUAUGCUGAUUCAAACAUCAAUAACCCACAUCAAGUAGCGAUGCAAAUGGAUAUGCGAAAACUCGAAUCAAAUAUCAAUAAACAACUUGAAAGUUAUAAAACAGAUGAAAAAACUGUACAAUACGUAGCAGGUGGUUGUUUACCAAGAGUAACGUGUAUACCUGUGUAUGAAAAACAAGUGAAAAUGGGUGAAAUCAUUUUUCCUAAUUGUGUCGAAGUUCAUGUGUGCAGUGGAUGCUGUCAGGAAGCACAAUUCAGUUGUUCACCAACAAAAACUGAAAUUAUUUCAUUUAGUCCGAUCAUUCGCUUCGAAAAUGAAGGUAAUUUUCGUAUAACUGCGUUGGAACCGUUCAAAACAAUUAAUCAUACCGAAUGUACUUGCAACUGUAAAUUGGAAAGUAAUGCAUGUCCUAAUAGUGCACAAAUACUUGAUAAAGAAUUAUGUCAUUGUCGAGAUCGCAUCUGCAAUCCGACUUGUUAUGCCAUGCAAAAAUGUCAAAUAUUACAUUCUGAGCAACCCCAAUCAAAAAAUAUGACAAAAAAAUUUGAAUACAUCGUUUUGAUAAUAACACUAUUAUCAUUAUUAUUUUUCACAUGUAAAGCCACAGGCGAGAUCAAUAAAACAAAAAUUGCAGAUCUUAAAGCAAAAUUCGCUAAAGCAAAAAAUCUUCAAGAAGUAUUAGUUAUUAUAAAAUUUGCAAAUACAAAAAAUGGAGGGAACCGCUUGUUAGACUACAUGUCUCCAGAAGUAAUCAGAAAAGAAGAACGAACAAUUAUAAACGAAGCUGCAAAACUGUUCAGAGGUGCAUCUUCAACUGUACCACGCAACGGCGGUUGUGAACCACGAAUCGUUUGUGAACUAGUGCCGACCGAGCGACAUUCCGGCAAUAUUAUGUCUUAUCCAAAUUGUAUUGAAGUUCACAGAUGCGGAGGAUGCUGUCAAGAAACACAAUUUUCUUGUGUUGCAACAGAAGAGGAAAAAGUCACUUUCAGUCCGUUAUUAACAAUACAUUUGGAUAAUCUUGACGACUAUGAAGUUGCUCAACCACUCACACUUAGCAAUCAUACAAAAUGUGUUUGUGAAUGUGAUAAGAAACCAGAUGAUUGUGGUAAAGGAAAGAAAGUGUGA
Didymodactylos carnosus is the source of this 4902-nucleotide messenger RNA. The record is from the annotation of a GenBank genome assembly. Lineage: Eukaryota; Metazoa; Rotifera; Eurotatoria; Philodinida; Philodinidae.